Jatropha curcas is the source of this 1085-nucleotide messenger RNA. NCBI's taxonomy places the organism in Eukaryota, Viridiplantae, Streptophyta, Magnoliopsida, Malpighiales, Euphorbiaceae. The record is from RefSeq and is a predicted model, not a curated record.
AAGAACGCACGGAUCAACUUAAGCUUGUAAAGUAAACGUGAAAUACAACUCUCUUCGCUGAUAUCAUAGAGGCUGUCACACAAUCUGACCGGAGCAAUUGUGUGAUGGGGGAAAAGGGUAGUUUUGUGGUGCCUGAGUUGGCCGUUGAGGAUGAAGAAGAGGGUUUUGGGAGGAAGUAUGCGACGGAAGGGAAAAAGAGAAAGAAGGUUAGUGGGAAGGAGAGGAAGAAGGUUAGCAAGGGAGAGAAGAAGUAUGGAAUUAGUGGGGGGGAGGAGGGAAGUCAUUCAAAAUCAGGAUUGAUGAAGAAGGGAAUGUAUUCAGAGAAGCUGGCCGGAAAGGAAGAUGGUGAGGUCAAGGGGAUGUGGGAUACUAUUGCUGGCGGUGAUUCUGAGGUUUUAAGCUUUCUUUUUUUACUUUUCUUUCUUAAGAGUGAUCUGGAACAGUAUGAUAGAAGAGAGCAAUUGAAGAAAAGUGGUCUUGCAAAGGUGAUUAUGUUCUUAUCAAAAUCUGACGAGGAAACCAGAUCCAACAGAAAACUUGCUAAGGAUUUGGUUGAUAAAUGGAGUCGACCCAUAUUUGAUAAGAGUACGAGGUUUGAAGAUAUGAGAAACAUUAAUGAUGAUCGGGCCUUCCGAAGGCCAACAAUAAGGAGGCCAGUGAAUAAUUCUACAUUGAUGGAAUGUACAGAUGGUGAUCUGGAUUUGGAUAUUUCAAGGGAACGAAGAUCUGGCCAAUCAUCUUCAAGGCAACGUGCUUCUAGGCCAGAAGCAACUCCAUUGGAAUUUGUUGUGCGCCCUCAGUCUAAGAUUGACCCUGAAGAAAUUAGAGCCCGUGCUAAACAAGUACUCCAAACAAAGGAAAGGAAAAAGAAGUUAAAGAGGAAAUUGUGUAUUACCUGAAUAUUAUAUUAUUAUAGAUUAUAAUUACGUGACAGAAAUUUGAUUUUAUUAAUGAUAGAGCAUAUAAUUAGUGACCAAAAGAUAAUUAAUCAGGGAUCGAGUUGUAUAAAAAAAUGUUAUGUAUAAAAAGAAAUUACAGUUACUCUCAAUAGGACAAGUUCCUAACUAGUUCUUAAAAAUCCCAAA